AGUUCGACACUUCGACAGGCGUAAGCGGUCGACGGUCGUAUCUAUUAUUAUUCGCUUUACAUUAGUAGGUACCAGCCGUAUAAUACAUUCAAAUAUUAUAUAUAUAUAUAUAGGCGUGUGGUAAUAUAAUUUAAACGAAAAUGGACAAAUGGGUAGGAAAAGUCGCCGUGGUCACGGGGGCGUCGUCUGGGAUCGGAGCGGCUACGUGUAGGCGACUGGUUGACAGUGGAAUGAUUGUCGUCGGAUUUGCCAGGAGGGAAGUCAGACUCAAGGAGUUACGAAAAGAGUUGAUCGGAAAACUGGGUGAAUUUCAUUAUUACAUAGUUGAUUUGUGUCUGGAACAAAAUAUCCAAGAAGCAUUCGCAUGGGUAAAGAGCACAUUGAAGUCAGUCGACGUAUUAGUAAACAAUGCUGGAGUUUGGAGAAAUAGUGACGCACUAGGAAACCCACAAGACUGGAAACUGAUGUUUGACACCAACGUGUUAGGAUCGAGCAUUUGCAGUAAAGAAGCCGUGAAUAUCAUGAAGGAGCUGAAAAUAAACGGUCACAUAAUAAAUAUAAAUAGUGAUAUUGGCCAUUAUCCACCAACUUUAAUGGCAAACAUGUCUGUCUAUAGUGCGACCAAGUUUAGUAGCGUUUCAAUAACUGAAAGUUUACGAGAACUGUUAGCCUUACAUAUGUUACCAAUCAGAGUCACUAGCAUUAGUCCGGGAUUAGUAGAUACCGAAAUGGUUGAAGAUGUGAUGCCCGGUGCACCAAUAUUGAAGCCUUCAAAUAUAGCUGAUGCAAUUAUAUAUGUUUUGGCAGCACCGCAAUACGUUAACGUUUCUGAAAUGAUUAUUCGGCCAACAAGUGAGACAAUGUUACCGUUUAUUAAAGACGCGUUUCAAGAAUUAAAUAUUAAUUUGUAAUAUUAUAGACGACCUUCUUUAUACCUAUUUUAAUAAUUACAUGUAAAUAAUAC
Molecule: messenger RNA, 964 nt
Organism: Acyrthosiphon pisum (pea aphid)
Lineage: Eukaryota; Metazoa; Arthropoda; Insecta; Hemiptera; Aphididae
Product: short-chain dehydrogenase/reductase-like
Source: RefSeq, marked provisional